ACUUUAAAGCUUUCCUAAUUAAGAAUAAAAACUCUGCAACCCACUUUCGUUAACCCAACUCCAACUCAAAUCAAUCCACCUUCAAAAUUUCUCCUUUUUCAUCAUUACCACACGCUCGCUCUCUCCCUUAUUCUUUGAUUUCUAAGCUUAAACAAACACAUGGCUACUGGAGGCUAUGGAGAUCCCAAUCAAAAGAUAGACUAUGUGUUCAAGGUGGUAUUAAUCGGAGACUCUGCUGUUGGUAAGUCUCAGAUACUUGCCAGGUUUGCAAGAAAUGACUUCAGUUUGGACUCCAAAGCCACUAUUGGAGUUGAGUUUCAAACGCGGACUUUAGUUAUUGAACAUAAGAGCGUUAAGGCUCAGAUCUGGGACACUGCUGGCCAAGAACGAUACAGAGCUGUUACAAGUGCAUAUUACAGAGGUGCUGUUGGGGCAAUGCUGGUUUAUGACAUAACAAGACGCCAGAGCUUUGACCACAUACCCCGUUGGUUGGAAGAGCUGCGAAGCCAUGCUGAUAAGAAUAUUGUCAUCAUUCUGAUAGGAAACAAGAGCGAUCUUGAGGACCAGCGAGCUGUUCCCACAGAGGAUGCCAAAGAAUUUGCAGAGAAGGAAGGACUAUUUUUCUUGGAGACGUCAGCAUUGCAAGCAACUAAUGUUGAGACUGCCUUCAUGACAGUGUUGACUGAGAUUUACAAUAUUGUGAACAAGAAGAAUCUAACAGCAGAAGAAGGCCAAGGCAACAGCAACCCCACAAACCUUGCUGGAAAGAAGAUCCUUAUUCCAGGACCUGCACAGGAAAUCCCAGCCAAGAGCAACAUGUGCUGUAGAACAUGAUGAAAUUGGAUAUUGGUUUCAAAAUGUCAAAUUAUCUGUUCCAUGUAGCUAGCAUCAAUUUUUGGGUGGUGUGAUUUAUUUGUGUUGCAUAUUUUUUUUUGUUUUCAAUGGUGGUUUAGUGAAGCUUGAUGAGUAGAUGAUUAAAAUUCAAUGUUUUUUAAAGCCAUAAAACAGUUUCAAGGGUGAGAUGUAGUUUUACCAAUUCGCUUUAAAUGUGGUUGUUGAUUUCUGUUCCUUAUAAAACAAUUCUCCAACAUUAAAA
Messenger RNA from Mangifera indica (mango), 1096 nucleotides. RefSeq names its product ras-related protein Rab11A. Lineage: Eukaryota; Viridiplantae; Streptophyta; Magnoliopsida; Sapindales; Anacardiaceae. The transcript is spliced from 2 exons. The coding region runs from base 160 to 834 and encodes 224 amino acids. Gene Ontology annotation, molecular function: GTPase activity; GTP binding. Gene Ontology annotation, cellular component: endosome. The record is from RefSeq and is a predicted model, not a curated record.